AUGAAGAAAGAAAGAAGAAAGAAUGGAAAGAAAAAGUUACCUCAACUUGGGAAACAUGUAUCAGCUACUGGAGCAUGUGGUACACUAACAGGUCUAAGAUAUAGUCUACGAGAAUCGUCAACAUCACAAACUUUUAGUAUUGAUGAACAACGUGGAAAAAUUUGUGUAAUUAAUCCAUUGGAUUAUGAAGUUGCUGCCAAAUAUCAGUUAAUUGUUGUUGCAAACGAUCAAAAUGGUCAAGUAGGUUAUUCAAUAGUAAAUUUCCACGUUGAAGAUGUUAACGAUAAUACGCCAGUCUUUUCUCCAUCUGAUUACUAUGUUGCUGUUAGGAAAAAUAUUGAAGCUGGAAGCUUGGUACUACUAUUGUCAGCAACUGAUGCUGAUCAAGGUGCCUACGGCCAGAUUGUAUUCCUUAUUGCUGACGGCGCUAAUGACGACUUCUAUAUAGAAUCAAACACCGGUUAUCUGUAUGUAAAAAGACCGCUAACAAGGGAAAAGUAUGACAUUUCUGUACAAGCCAAGGAUGGUGGAGGUCUUUACAGCGAUGAAAAGGCUCAUAUUUAUGUCACAGUUGUCAGUCCAACAGUGCCGGUACCUCAGUUUACUUCAAGCCUUUAUAAACUUGUUGUUUCUGAAGAUGUCCUGCCUGGAAUAGCAAUAGGAAAUAUUGAAGCAGCAGGUCCAUACCCUAUAAGGUACAGCAUCCGAUCUGGCGAUCCGCAUCAGUUGUUCACUGUAGAACCUGAUACCGGACGUAUACUUGUAGGGCGAAUGCUUGAUGCAGAUGUAUCACGAUCGAUUCUUUUGAAUGUCCAGGCACGAAUGAAUGGCGGUGGAACAAAUUACAGUCAAGUUUUGAUUGAUAUGACUGAUGUGAAUGACAACGAUCCAGUGUUUGCCAUGGAUAGGGUUGAGGUGAACGUUCCAGAAGACUUCCCAAUCCAUACACCGUUUUUUGCCGUGCACGCUACUGAUGCAGAUUAUGAAAAGAAUGGUGAGAUUACCUAUUUCAUCGUGUCUACACAUCCACUCUGUCCUGUUUCCGUGCGUCCGUUAACUGGUGAGUUGAUGCUGACAGCAAAUUUGGACUAUGAAGCAGUACGAAACUAUCAGCUUGUUAUCCGCGCGAAAGAUCGUGGAAUCCCUCCCCGAUCAAGUGACAUAACGGUCAUCAUCAAUGUGGCGGACGCCAAUGAUAACGCACCAGUUUUUGAAGCUCAGCACUAUGUAGUAAAAGUACCUGAAGAUAUCCAAAUUAUGGCUGAAAUUUUUACAAUUAAAGCAAUUGAUGCUGAUGCUGGUGAAAAUGCACGUGUUCGUUACAAGAUUUCGGGCGAAAAUGACGAUUUCGGAAUUCAUUCGUCUUCUGGGCGUAUUUUUGUGAAGAACCCCUUGGAUCGCGAACGUAAAGGCGUAUACAAUUAUACAAUAAGUGCGAUGGAUCACGGCGAACCACAGCUUUCUUCAAACGCUACUUUGGAAAUAGUCUUGCUUGAUAUCAAUGACAAUUCGCCAAGAUGCAUUAACACAUCUACUUUCGUAUUCAAUGAUAAUAUGGAAGUUGGAGAAGUCUUCGGUACUUUACGUGCUAUUGAUCCAGAUGAUGGCGAGAAUGGGACCGUUACAUACCGACUUCAGAAUUCCGAUCUCAAUUUUGACAUAAAUAAGCAAGGUGAAAUCAGCUUAAAACGCAAGAUGCCACAAAUGGAAGCCAUAAAGGAUUACCGCCUCUCAGUAAUUGCAUCUGAUAACGGAAUGGAAACUCGUUCUACGGUAUGUCAAAUAAAAAUUGGCUUUGAACGAGUGCAGUCCAAAGUGGUUUUUCACGAGCCACUAAACAAAUAUAUU
This is a messenger RNA of Enterobius vermicularis (human pinworm), 1848 nucleotides long. Lineage: Eukaryota; Metazoa; Nematoda; Chromadorea; Rhabditida; Oxyuridae. The record is from the annotation of a GenBank genome assembly.